Molecule: messenger RNA, 1008 nt
Organism: Ipomoea triloba (trilobed morning glory)
Lineage: Eukaryota; Viridiplantae; Streptophyta; Magnoliopsida; Solanales; Convolvulaceae
Product: transcription factor MYB16-like
Exons: 3
Coding region: 1-1008 (335 amino acids)
Source: RefSeq, a predicted model, not a curated record
AUGGGAAGGUCACCGUGCUGUCAAAAGGUAGGGUUGAAGAAAGGGCCAUGGACACCUGAUGAAGACAAGCAGUUGUUGGCUUACAUUGAGCAGUACGGCCAUGGAAGCUGGCGAGAUUUGCCUGCAAAAGCUGGGCUGCAAAGAUGUGGAAAGAGCUGCAGACUAAGAUGGACUAACUAUUUGAGACCUGACAUUAAAAGAGGAAACAUUAGUCUGCAGGAAGAACAAUCCAUCAUUCAGCUCCAUGCUCUUCUUGGAAAUAGAUGGUCAGCCAUUGCAGCUCACCUGCCAAAGAGAACAGAUAAUGAGAUAAAGAACUAUUGGAAUACCCAUUUGAAGAAGAAACUAUGUAAGAUGGGCAUUGAUCCAAUGACGCAUAGGCCAAAGAUCAACUCCUCCUUCGGCUCAGCCGCCAAUCUCAGCCACAUGGCUCAGUGGGAGACCGCUCGACUCGAAGCCGAAGCUCGCCUCGUCCGCCACUCAAAGUUCAUCAGUUCCUCUCUUAUCUCACCUCUCCACUUCAGAAAUAAUCCGCCGCCGCCGCCAAAAGUCCCGCCGUCUCUCGACGUGCUAAAAGCUUGGCAAGAAACGUGGACCAAGCCGCCCAGGACGAGGGUUUCAUCCGACGGCGCGUUUCUGUCAAACGCAACUACACAUCAAUCUCCGACAACCUUCAACUUUUCCGACCAAAACUUAACAACCUUAAACUUUUCCGACCAAAACUUAUGUUACAUGGAAACUCCAUACGUACACGAAAGCACGUUGAAUAUAGGAAACCCUAACACCAACGGCAACAACAUAAUCCCGCAUGCCAUGGAUCCCUUAUCGGACCUUCCAACCUUCAUUCAUGGGUUCUCGGAGCUUACACCGGAAAUCCUCACAGGAUAUUUGGAUGACCACAAUGUCGCCGGAAACUGCGGCACGGCAGACAUGGAAGACAACAGCCGUUACUGGAACAGCAUCCUUAAUAAUCUGGUGAUGUCUCCGGUGGGUUCGCCGGUGUUCUAG